This is a messenger RNA of Acanthoscelides obtectus, 491 nucleotides long. NCBI's taxonomy places the organism in Eukaryota, Metazoa, Arthropoda, Insecta, Coleoptera, Chrysomelidae. The record is from the annotation of a GenBank genome assembly.
AUGGGAAUUACAUUGAAUUUGCAAAUAAAAGAAUUGAUUAUUUUAAAAUAUCGAUCAGGCAUUAAACAAGCAACCAUAGCCAAACAGCUGAAUUUAAGCCGAUCGGUAAUUUGCAAAACUAUUAAGCUGUUCCACCUCAGAAAAUCGUUGGUAAGCCUCCCUAAGACUGGUAGACCGCGAAAAACCACACCUAGGAUUGAUAGGAAAAUUAAAACACUUGCUUUUAAAAAUCCAUUUACUACUGCUGUCGACAUAAAGGCUCAACUUGAAGAAGUCAAUAUUGGUAUCCACACUGUUCGAAGACGUUUAAGGGAGACCCACAAUGCGUUUGUUUGUUGACUGAGCUUUUGAAACACCAAUCGUGUAAAUUUUGAAAAUACCGGAGAGUUCCUUUCGACUAUGGAUAUCCGGACAAGUUUAUGAACAUAACGAGAAUUUUUCUUUUGAUCAUGCAGUAAUUAAUAGGCAUUAUUGAAGUUAUGAAUCUGGCG